AAGGGCUUCUGCAUCGACAUCCUCAAGCGGCUCUCGCGCUCCGUGGGCUUCACGUACGACCUCUACCUGGUGACCAACGGGAAGCACGGCAAGAAGAUCGACGGCGUCUGGAACGGCAUGAUCGGAGAGGUGUUCUACCGCCGCGCCGACAUGGCCAUCGGCUCGUUGACCAUCAACGAGGAGCGCUCCGAGAUCGUGGAUUUCUCCGUGCCCUUCGUGGAGACCGGCAUCAGCGUCAUGGUGUCGCGUAGCAACGGCACCGUCUCGCCCUCCGCCUUCCUGGUCCGCCUGUCGCCAGGCACAGCCGCCUCCACAUUCGGCCCCAGGAGGACACAAUGGGGCCGGUUGUCACCCAGGGGUGGCACCGGGGACGCUCGGGGUGACGCCGGGUGACAAGUCCGCCUGUCGCCAGGCGCGGGCGGCUCCAAGUUCACCAUCGGCAAGUCCAUCUGGCUGCUCUGGGCGCUGGUGUUCAACAACUCGGUGCCGGUGGAGAACCCCAAGGGCACAACCAGCAAGAUCAUGGUGUUGGUCUGGGCCUUCUUCGCCGUCAUCUUCCUCGCCAGCUACACCGCGAACCUGGCGGCCUUCAUGAUCCAGGAGGAGUACGUGGACACCGUGUCGGGGCUCAGCGACCGCAAGUUCCAGCGCCCGCAGGAGCAGUACCCCCCGCUGAAGUUCGGGACGGUGCCCAACGGCAGCACCGAGAAGAACAUCCGGAGCAACUACCCCGACAUGCACAGUUACAUGGUGCGCUACAACCAGCGCGGCGUGGAGGACGCCCUGCACCACCUCAAGACGGGGAAGCUGGACGCCUUCAUCUACGACGCGGCGGUGCUCAACUACAUGGCGCGCAAGGAAGAGGGUUGCAAGCUGGUGAACAUAUACGAGAUCGAGCUGCUCGAGCGCCUGUGGCUCUCGGGCAUCUGUCACCACGACAAGAUCGAGGUGAUGAGCAGCAAGUUGGACAUUGACAACAUGGCCGGGGUCUUCUACAUGUUGCUGGUGGCCAUGGGGCUGAGUCUGCUGGUGUUCGCCGGGGAACACCUGGUGCACAGGCGGCUGCGGCACCGGCACCGGCGCGGGAGGCACCGCGUGCUGCUGGCCUUCAGCAGG
Molecule: messenger RNA, 1116 nt
Organism: Tinamus guttatus (white-throated tinamou)
Lineage: Eukaryota; Metazoa; Chordata; Aves; Tinamiformes; Tinamidae
Source: RefSeq, a predicted model, not a curated record